Molecule: messenger RNA, 1067 nt
Organism: Candidula unifasciata
Lineage: Eukaryota; Metazoa; Mollusca; Gastropoda; Stylommatophora; Geomitridae
Source: the annotation of a GenBank genome assembly
GUGAUGACUUGUACGGACGUAAGGUGAUUGUGUUCUCCGCUUGCAAGCUGCCGUCCAACAAGACAUUUGAUCACCAAAGGCUACUACAAUACAUCAGGCAUACAUUGGAUAAAUACGUUGAACAGGAUUACGUGCUGGUAUACUUUCAUCAUGGGCUACAUAAGGGAAACAAACCCAAACUCUCUUGGUUGCUGCAGGCGUACAGGGAGUUUGACAGGAAGUACAAAAAGAACCUCAAAAUGUUGUACCUUGUUCAUCCAACCAACUUCAUCAAAAUUCUGUGGAAAAUAUUCCGGCCUUUAAUUAGUGUCAAGUUUGGCCAAAAGAUGAUGUACGUCAACUAUCUUGUGGAGCUAAAGAAUUAUCUCCCCCUUGAGCAGCUCUUGAUUCCAGACCCGGUCUUACAGUUCGAUGCCCAGAAGUCUGAAAGAAACAGAGUCUCCUACCCCUAUGAUGGAUCUGAUGGCAAAGCUCCGAAAAAGGCCCAACAGUUUGGCCUGUCUCUGCAUGACAUCAAGAAUAACACAGGCAGGAUUAUACCCCUUCCAGUGGAGGAGACAGUGGAGUAUCUCAAGGCAGUUGGAGGUGAUGAAGUGGAAGGUCUGUUUAGGCGAUGUGCAAGGGUUUCUACCAUGAGAGAAGUACAGGAGAGAUACGAUGAUGGUGAGAGAAUAGAUUUCCAAGUCUAUAGUGACCCACACCUGGCAGCAGCCAUCCUGAAAAAGUUCUUACGUGAACUCCAGGAACCACUGAUGACGUACGACUUGUUUGAACCCAUCACCAGGCUACAUUACAUGGAUUCUAGCAAACAACUCUCCGAGGUUCAGCGUAUUUUACAAGACGAGCUGCCAGAGGACAACUAUAUCAUCCUGAAAUAUGUUUUUCAGUUCUUACGACAGGUGGUGAGCAAGGCAGAUGUGAACCACAUGACAGCAGAGAACAUUGCCACCGUGUUUGGCCCCAACAUUGCAUGGCCGAAGGGACAGACCAACCUGGCAGCCGUGGAGCAGGCUGUGAAGUUUUCUCUCAUCCUGGUGCAGAACUUUGACGAUGUCUUCCUCAGGUGA